Molecule: messenger RNA, 2321 nt
Organism: Cololabis saira (Pacific saury)
Lineage: Eukaryota; Metazoa; Chordata; Actinopteri; Beloniformes; Belonidae
Gene: spock2
Product: SPARC (osteonectin), cwcv and kazal like domains proteoglycan 2
Exons: 11
Coding region: 224-1516 (430 amino acids)
Molecular function (GO): protein binding; calcium ion binding
Source: RefSeq, a predicted model, not a curated record
AUCCUCUCAGAAACGCCCCAAAAGGUGUCCCACAUCGGCAUAGAGGGACCAGCUCCCACACAGCCCUCUCCUCCCCCUCCAGCACCAGCAGCAUCCUGCAGGCUAAUCAGCCUCAGCACCCGCCGCUUCCCAACAACAGGACAUCCGUCACUCGGUCCGAGCGUGAGGUGUUUGUUGGAGUCUUUUUUUUUUUUUUUUUUUUUCCCCCUGCGUGUCCGUGACCAUGGUGGAUAUUUCGGAUUUCGCCUGCCUCCUCGUCCCGCUGGUGAUGCUGGCGGGCUCUACUGCCCUGCAGGCGGACGUGAAGAGCGUGAAAGAGGCGGAAAAAACGGGGAAUUUCAUGGAAGACGAGCAGUGGCUGUCCACCAUUUCACAGUACAGCCGCAAGAUCAAGCACUGGAAUCGCUUCCGAGAUGAUGACUAUGUGCGUACCUGGGAGGAAAAUCAAGGCUCUAAUGACAAUGAAGACACCACCAAGGAUCCUUGUCAAAAGGUUAAAUGCAGCAGACACAAGGUGUGCAUCGCCCAGGGUUACCAGAGAGCUGUGUGUGUCAACCGCAAGAAGCUUGAACACAGACUGAAGCAGCCUGCGCUCCGGUCUCCUGAUGGAAACUGUCAGCCCUGUCCUAUCUCCUCCAGCGGCCCGGUGUGCGGAUCUGACGGACACAACUACGCCUCCAAGUGCAAGCUGGAGCAGCAGGCGUGUCUCACAGGGAAGGAUCUCACCCUGAAGUGUCCAGGUCUGUGUCCUUGUCCAAAUGUGGCCCCUACAUCCAAGGAGGGUAGACAUGAGAGCUGUACCGGACAGGAUCUGUCUGAUCUGGGGGAGCGUCUGAGGGAUUGGUUCCAGCUGCUGCAGAGCAAUGCCAAGCAGAACAACAACAGCAAGCCCGGGGCCAGAGCCACUGCAGCCAGCUCCACAUCAGUGCUGGACAGGAGCCUGGUAGCCAGUUGUAAGGACUCCAUAGGCUGGAUGUUCUCCAAACUGGACACCAACAAUGACCUGUAUCUGGACCAGGCUGAACUGGCUGCCAUCAACCUGGACAAGUACGAGAUCUGCAUCCGUCCCUUCUUCAACUCCUGCGACUCUUACAUGGACGGCAAGGUCUCCACUGCUGAAUGGUGCCUCUGCUUUUGGAGAGAGAAGCCCCCCUGCCUGGCUGAACUGGAGAGGAUCCAAAUACUGGAUGGCGGCAAGAGAAAGUUUGGUCGAUUCAUCCCCAGCUGCAAUGAAGACGGUUACUAUAGGAAGCAGCAGUGUGACAGGGGGGAGUGCUGGUGUGUUGACCAGAACGGAGGAGAAGUAGCUGGAUCUAGGAUCCGCGGCAAGCCAGACUGUGAGCGAUCUCAUCAUUUUGUCUUUGGAAUAGAUUAUGAAAUGACAUAUUCGGGAGAUUUUGGCAGCGGGGUUGGAUGGGAGGACGAGGAGGAGAAGGAAGCUGAGGAGACUGCAGAGGAGGCUGAAGAGGAAGAGGGAGAGGUCGGAGAGGUGGAUGAUGGGGGAUACAUCUGGUAGUUGGCCAACGUUUAUUCCAGCUUCUCCGCAGGAACAUUUUGAUGGUCCCAAGCACACACACACUCACACACACACACACAUCCUGCAGGUAUAUGGACAUGAUGAAUUGCUCACACUGAACAAACACUCACUUAGGAAAAUGUGAGCAAGAGGGUCUUAAUAAAUUGGGAGGGUCAACAUGCUUAUGGGAGGAUUUAACAUUACAGGAUGUUCUUAGCAAGGGAGGGGGAAAUGUCACUGUUUAGAAUUUCGGGUCCUGAGUCGAGAUUUUUGUCCUUCGUACUUGUGAAUCUUUGUUCUCUUUUGUUGUUUGUCCUUUGAACAAUCUUUGAGAAGUUUUCAGCUAUUGCAUAAUAGAGAUUUUAAGAAGCAGGUGCUCGUUAUUGUGGUUGCAUUAAAUUGAGCUUUUUUGGGGUGCAUCUCAAUAGUCCAAAUUGGUUUCUUUCGUGUUUAUAGGUCAACAAUAUUUCAAUAACCAGCUUUGGUUUUUUAGGUGGGAAACUGCCAACAAAGACAAGAAGCCACAUUUGAAUAUUGAAAAGCACCCGUUGACUUUAUAAUUUCAAUGUCAUGCGCUUUGGCUCAUAUGUGACAGUAGUGCUCUGUCUCAUUCAUAAAGAAGCUUCCCCCAUCACUUUAGCUUGUACAUAAUGUGUGUAUCAGAAGACAGAAUGUCACCUACUAGUCAAUGCCUUGAAAGACUAGCAGAUUAUACUGCUUAGCUGACAAGUGUACAUCGUAUCAUAAUGUGGAUCAAAUAUUGUGUUUAAUUAAAAAAAUAAAAUAAAAUAAACUUAUCGCUGUG